AUGAGCUCCUCAACCUCCACCCCUGCGCGAUCUAUGCCACCAACAUCUUCAUCUGUGGUGCGCGCGCGUAUAGCAGCAUUUGGCGGAGGCGGAGGCGGAGGCAAUUCCAGUAGCUCCACCUCUGCCGCUGCUCCUGUUGCUCCUGCAACGGCGUCAAACAAGUCCGCCACUAGCGGGCGGUUUGAAGGUGUGCGAGGUACGGCCGGGAAUGCACGGCGACCCUUGCGACCACCGCCCAUCAAUGUGCAAGCGGCAGAGGAGGCUGAAAGUUCGAAAUCGAGGAGCGCCCCUGGUACGUCGAACAGCGCAAAUGGUUCGGUCGCCGAUUCAAGGCCCGUUCCUGGCAGUGCCGCAUCGGCGCCGGCAUCGGGAACCAACAACCGUUUUGGUCUCGGCUCUGGCUCGUCCAGUGAAAGCCUGAACUCGCCUGGCAAAGCUCAAUGGACACGCACCGCCGCAGGCCCCACCCACUCUAGCUCGAAAGCUUCACCGCCGGUCGCUUCCGCCAACAGUCCUCUGGCUGCCGCUCUCAAAGACAGGGAGAGGAGGGAGCAAGAGAGAGCUGGCGCGCUGAAGAAAUCUUCUUCUUCAGACGCACUGCGGGCAGCAACUUCUCCUCAAUCCAAGUCUCCUGCCUACUCCUCUUCUGCUCGCGACAACGGCGGUACAACAGAGAGCGGACCCCCACCCUUGCCGCCACCGAAACCUUACCCGCCUCAGCUGGACGCUUGGCAACCGCCACCUACUCCCUUCUCCUUCUCGUUUGAGGGCGAGCAGCCUGCGAGACCGCCUUCCACCUUUGUGGAUCAGAGCACGCAGACCCCGCCUAUCUCGCCAAAGAUUCGCCCAAAGGAUGCCCGAAGGACUUCCAAAGGCAGCGCCUCUUCAUCAGCCACUCGCAAGAGGAAGUCCGCCGCAAAGGAAAAGUUGGAUGUCAAGUCGAAAGCGGUGACCUCCGGCAGUAGUGGGAACGAAAAGGACACGGAGGACAGCGACGACUUGGUUGUAAAGAAGCUAGCUGCCAUCGAUCCGGACACCUUCCCCUCGCCUGGCAAAGGCGACGCUAGCGAAGCCGCUAGCCUAGAUCUUAGACUGAAUCGGAGCGACAGCGUAAUGAGCACCGCCAGCAAUCAUCACCUCUCUGCAGUGGUCUCUACGGCGAUAAGACGAGUUGCAAUUUCCAGGCCUGAGAAUGGUGCAAGAAUGACGGCAUCAAAUACGAAUGGCGAAGUUGGCAGUGCGCAAUCCAGCGCAAAAGGUGGUUCCGCAGAGGCGAAGCUAGCAAGCAAUCAACCUGAACGAUCUCCAGACAUUCCCAACAUUUCGCUCGUCGAUCCAGGAACAGCGAGAGCUCAAGCGGAGCAGGAGUGGCCGGACGAGAUUGACGACGCAGAAGCAAAGUUGAGGACACCGCUAGCUCAAGGCCAAGAGAUAGAGGUGCCGAAUGCGAUCAGCGAGAAGUACGCAAGGUUGCAAACCCCAAGGCGUCAGACGAACGGUGCUUCGGGAGGCGCAAAGAAUGCGAAAGCGUCCAGAGACGCUUCGCUUCUCAAGGUGCAGAAUGGCUUGAGUGCGGCUGGAGCACCGGGCGAUCGAAGCAACACGCCAGGCUUGUCAAGACUACGAGGGGACAGCUCCCAUAGCUCUACAAGCGGUGUCUCCGAUGUUUCGCGGGAUCAUUCAAGCAGCAUACGUAGCUUCGGUAGUGGUCGACUCUUCUCCUCCAAACCCACCCCGAUCGACACUGCUCGUGCAGCAAAGGGCAGGGCUAAUGGGCUUCACGUGCUGAGCUCUUCGACAGUCGCCACGCCGUCAAGCGAUUCGUCGCACGCUUCCUCUUCUCCACGGCUCGGACUCGCUUUGCUGGCGAGCGGACCAACGCAUCACAGUCGCAAGCCGUCUUCCCUGUCGCCCAAUCCUUUGUACGCUCCUCUUCCGGAUGUGAGCCCUAGGUCGCAGUUCGCAACGCUGGCCUUGCCCACGGAUGGCGCCGAUCCAUCGGGCUCUGCGUCCGGAGCGCAAACAGACAAGACGGCUCGACGGCCGGGGGGCAGACCAAGAGCUAUGUCUCGAACCAGCAGCGUUGGCGGUCUGAGUGUGAUUGCCUCUAGCUGGGGUGGGCUGACUUCAGCUGGUCUAGAUCCGCUUUCGGAGGAAUGGGGCACCUCCAUUCACGACGAGAGCGGCGGCUCUCCCUCUGCACAUUCUGCCCGUCCGAUCUCAUCCUCCUCUCGAUCACAUUUGCGAAGACCUUCCAACGUCUCGUUCAGCGCCCGGUCACAAAGGUCCUCCGUAGGUCCGCAGUCCGCCAAUGGAAUCGCACCUAGCAAGGACGCCCUCAUCACUGCUUUGUUGGCUGAUUCGGCCAUCGUGGAUGCUCAAGCAUACACCAACAUCGAGUCGCUGGAGCACGUGGAGCAGCUGAAGAAGGAGCUCAGGCUUUUGGAGCGCAAAGCCGAAGCUGCCAAACACAAAUUAAAGGUGGAGCAGCGUAUGCGGGAUGCCACAGCGAAGCUGCAACGCACUGCAGGCGGGAAAAGGGAUGCCAUUACUAACGCCCGAGGCAAGUGCGAUGUUGAUGGCAAUCCUUUGGUUGAACCUGAGUCGCCGAGCACGCCCCUGGUGCGCACGCCGGGAGGGCAGACUGGUGGCGGGGCAGCUGACCAGCUCAUCAAUGCUCAAGAUCGCGUUGAUGCUGUCACGCGCGAGUUGCUUAGCGUGUACGAGCAGAUGGAUCACUUGCGCCGCCGCUUGCUAGAGCAUCAGGCAAGUGUACUCGCUUGCCGCGUCAAGGACCUUGAAAUGGCUUCAAAGGAACAGAGUGAAAUACUAGUCCAAACUUUACAUGAACACGAGCAAGCCGGGCAACUGGAUCGCGAUCAGGACAAGACGGAGGAGCUGGAGUCUCGGCUCGAGGAGCAGGCGUCGGAAGUCAUCAGGAGCAAAAGUCGCAGCGACGAGCUGCAACGCAGACUCGACACCAGCGAAAAGGCCCUCGAGGUCCUCCGAGGCCAAAUGGAACUUGUCAGCGCCGCGGCAAAGGAUGCCGAGAUGAGAUCGAAUCAGCGACGAGACGCAGAGGUUGCUCGACGCCAGACGGACGCUGCUCUGCGCAACGAGCUUCAAGCUGCAAAGGCGUCAGUUGAGCGAAUGGAGCGCGAACUUGAGACCGAGCGCAAAGCUGCUGUCGACCGGGUUGUAGAGACGAGCGCGGAGGUCAGUGCUCUGAUUCAGCGCGCUGAAAUUGCAGAACGCUCGCUUGAAGAGGAGCGCAAGAGGCCAAAAGGUUCAUCUGUGCCCGAUGCAGAAUUCGAAGCAUCUAAGAAAGCUCGCCUCGAAUCUGAAGCGCUCGCCGCAGAACGGCAACGCGAGAUAGAGAAUCUAAAGGCCGACCUGGAAGGCGCACAGCAGCACCGACUCGACCUCGACGCCAGCACCGUUAGGAACAAGACGCUCGAGCAGCUGCUGUCACGAGAAACAGACCUGCGUGGCAAGGCGGAGCAAGCGCUCGCGCAGUCCACUGCGAAAUUCUCCGAAGUUGAGAAGCAGCGUGCAGCUCUGAAGACUAGCGAGACUGCUGUUUCCAAAAAGCUCUCGAACCUAGAGAUCGAGGUGAGCGCAGAGCGAAAGCUCAUGUCGGACCGCGCCGAGCUCUUCGUCGCAUUCGAACGAAGGCUCGAAAGCGCCGAGCGCCGACUUCGUAAGGAAGACGAACGGUGCGCACGUCUCCUUGGCAAAGACGAAGGCCGGGAAGAGAUGGACGACUUCCUGGCACAGAUCAAAGGACUCGCCUCAAACAAGAAGGCGAAGACUGCCGGUCAAGAUAUCGACGGUCUGAUCACCAGCAUGAGCACGCAUAUUUCUGACAUGGCUGACGAGCUCCAGCGACUUGGUAGCAGCAGCGCGGGCGAGUCUUUGGAUUCGGCAGCUCAAAGUGGCGGCUUCAACUCGGGCGCUGUUAGGAAGCUCGAAACGGAGCUGCAGAUUGCGGAGCACGACCUCGAGCGCUGGAAAGUCGAAGCAGAAAGUGCGAAGCGUCAGCUCGCAGUCUUCCAGCGCCAAAGCAGCCUGAGCGCUGCAGGCUCGUCAUUCGAUCGACAUUCUCGACUGAGCUCGGGAACUAGCGACAGAGCGCGACAGGUCCAGCACGAGCUCGAAGCUCGUAUCGCCCUGCUCGAGAAGCAGAAUCGAAGGCUCGAAGAAGAUUUGGCCGAGGCGCGCAUGCUCAACAUGAGCGGAAGUGGACCAGCUAGCCCUGUCAAAGUGGCGGGAAGCGAGGCCGAAGGUGAACAAGUCUUGCAGCCGAGCCUCCAAAAGGUCAAUCUCGAGCUCGCGGCCUGUCGCGCUGCUCUAGCGAAGAUCACGCCGAUGCUUUCGGAGAAGGUUGAUAUCGCCGACCUCGCUGGCUCGAAUGCGAGGCUGCAAUUGUUGCGGGCCGCCUUUGAGCCUUCGUCCCAAUCGUCUGCAAAAUCUCAAGGCAGUUUGCUGUCUCGGGAUAGCACCGAAGAAGGCUCUGACGUCGGCAAGGACAACCCCGAGAUGCUCGUCGACCGCAUUCGCAAAUUGAUCAACGUGGGUCGAAUUGUGGUCGAUCGCGCGACAGCAUUGGAACAGUCUCGAGACCAGCUUCAACAAGACGUGAAGCGUCUGGAAGCGAGGUGCAAAGAGCUUAUGCAGACACGAGAACGGGCCACCAACAACAGCAGCGCGCUCAGUCGAGCUCGCGAACGUAAGCUAGACUCCACGCUGGCUGAUCUGCAGUCCGCCAUGCAGCCAGCGCCGGAGAAUUUGCGCGAGAAAAUCCCCGUGGCAAGCAGAGCUGCGUUGUCUAGAUCUUCCAGCUCGGGAUCGGUCGCGAGCUCGGCAGCAAGCAUGAUGCCGUCUCUGCACGUCAUGCCGUCUACUUUGUCUACGCGCGGAUUUGCGAGCAGGUCACCUUCCGCACCCGGUGGGCCUACCUCGGCGCCGUCGGUCGCCCCAGCGUUCAGCCCGAGCGCGAAUGCUGGCCCGAAUUCUGCAAACGCAUUUUCUAGCAGCUCUGCCGGACCUCGCACGUUGACACUUGGCAUGGACUCUACGUCGCUCGUCUCACGCGUCCGAGAUCUCGAGCGCGAGCUCAGAGCGACUGUAGUCGUUCGGAAGACGGCUGAGCGCGUUCCUGAGCUUGAAAAGGAGCUCAAGAAUGCUCAAGCUGCUCUGGAUGAGGCUCAAUCUAGAAUCGAAGAGGUGCAAGAAGCGAGUAGCCGCCAGAAUAUCCAACUGCUCGAGGAACUCAAUGCCCUUCAGGACGAGUUGGCGCAAGCUCGUCUGUCCCUCCGAAAGCUACAACCUAUCUCUCCCGCGUCUGAUCGCGCUCUACCAGCGCUGCCGCCAUUGUAG
Molecule: messenger RNA, 5379 nt
Organism: Ceraceosorus guamensis
Lineage: Eukaryota; Fungi; Basidiomycota; Exobasidiomycetes; Ceraceosorales; Ceraceosoraceae
Exons: 3
Coding region: 1-5379 (1792 amino acids)
Source: RefSeq, a predicted model, not a curated record